Messenger RNA from Schistocerca cancellata (South American locust), 906 nucleotides. Its product is annotated as mucin-1-like. The transcript has a single exon. NCBI's taxonomy places the organism in Eukaryota, Metazoa, Arthropoda, Insecta, Orthoptera, Acrididae. The record is from RefSeq and is a predicted model, not a curated record. The coding region runs from base 1 to 906 and encodes 301 amino acids.
AUGGCAUCUCCCGCCACGUCCCCAUCUACAACACAUGUCUCAUCAGACGUGACACAAGUGACGUCGGCACCUAAAAUUGAAGUGGCGUUGCCACCCACAACGAGAGCAAUUCUUCGAGCCUCAUCGCCAGGCAUAACGGAAGUUACAGCACCAGCAGCCUAUCUAACCACAAAACAUGUAGCCUCAUUACCUUUAGAGCAGUUGGUGUCCAAUGCAUCGCCGUCAGCCUCCACACAAAUAUCAUCCUCCAUCCCCAUUGCCUGCUACAGCAGGCAUCCUAUUACCAGUCGUGUUGUCAGAUACAACACUCAGAAAGUAACCAGUGCUGUUGCCAGAUACAACAUCCGUCAAGGCACCAAACCUGUUGCCAGAUACAGCACACGCUGUGUCACCAGUCCUGCUGCUGGAUACAGCACACAUCCUGUCACCAGCCUUGCUGCCCGAUUCAGCACACGCAGUGUCACCAAUCCUGCUGCCGGAUUCAGCACACGCUGUGUCACCAGUCCUGCUGCCCGAUUCAGCAUACGCAGUGUCACCAGUCCUGCUGCCAGAUUCAGUACACGCAGUGUCACCAGUCCUGCUGCCGGAUUCAGCACACAUCCUGUCACCAGCCUUGCUGCCCGAUUCAGCACACGCAGUGUCACCAAUCCUGCUGCCGGAUUCAGCACACGCUGUGUCACCAGUCCUGCUGCCCGAUUCAGCAUACGCAGUGUCACCAGUCCUGCUGCCAGAUUCAGCACACACAGUGUCAACAAUCCUGCUGCCGGAUUCAGCACACGCUGUGUCACCAGUCCUGCUGCCAGAUUCAGCACACGCUGUGUCACCAGUCCUGCUGCCAGAUUCAUAACACGCAGUGUCACCAGUCCUGCUGCCAGCUACAACAUGAUUCGCAUUGCAAGAUUCUGA